CUCCGCGCCUGCGCCGCGCACCUCAGGGGCCCGCCGGGAGGGCGGGGAGGUGACGAGCAUGUAAGGACACAGUAAGAAGACUUGUCUGUGAACCAGCAAGUAAUCUGUCAUUUGACACAAAUCUUCCAGCACCUUCAUUUUGGACUUUCCAACAUCUGAAACGGUAGGGUCCAACUCACUAUGCCAAUGAAGAUCGAAAGUUUACUCUCCAGAGUUGAUUCAGACACUGGAUUGGGGAAGAAGAGGAAUAGUGAAGAGAAGGCAGUUCCCACUGAGGAUGCGAACUGAGGGAACAUUUGCAUGAUUAAUGAUCUACCUCAAUCUGCAAGCCUCCUGUAAUGGGGGAGUAGACCCCACAUCCUUCGUUGAUCUUGAAGAAACUGAUCUGUGAGAUUUGAGUUCACCUGAUCUGUUAAAAAAGGAACACAAAUGCACCUAGAGGACCCCUUUCUCUCGACCAAGCCUGGCUUUCAAAAUAGACAGCCUUUUCUUCCGGGAGGAAGAGAAAUACAGAGCAAAAUGAUGGCGACCUACUGGACAUGCACAGGAAGUGGCCGUCCAGUGCUGGAGAGGACCGCGCCCUGCUGCUAGGAUUUGCAAUGAUGGGCUUCUCAGUCCUAAUGUUCUUCCUGCUUGGAAUAACCAUCCUAAAACCUUUCAUGCUCAGCACUCAGAGAGAAGAAUCAAACUGCACUAUCAUCUACACACAGAUCAUGGAUGAGUGGAUGGCCUGUGCCUUCACCUGUGGUGUGGACUGCAGAGGUCAGGGCAAGUACCCGUGUCUUCAGGUGUUUGUGAAUCUUACCCAUUCAGGUCAGAAAGUUCUCCUACAUUAUAAUGAAGAGGCUGUGCAGAUAAACAGCAAGUGCUUUUACACACCUAAAUGCCACCGAGAUAGGAAGGAUUUGCUCAACAGUGCUCUGGACAUAAAGGAAUUCUUCGAUCACAAAAAUGGGACCCCCUUUUCAUGCUUCUACAGCCCAGACAGACAACCUGAAGAUGUCAUUCUCAUAAAAAAGUACGACCAAAUGGUUAUCUUCCACUGUUUAUUUUGGCCUUCACUGACUCUGCUAGGUGGCGCUCUGAUUGUUGGCAUGGUGAGAUUAACACAGUAUCUGUCCCUACUGUGUGAGAAAUAUAGCUCUGCACACAGAGAUGAGGUAGGUGGCAAAGUAUCCUAUAUGGAACAACAUCAACUCAAACUGUUGAAUGUGGGGAGGAGCAAAGGAAAGAGCAGAGAAGUCCUUAAGUGGUGGCCAAACUAAAGUCCUGGCCUUCAGAUACCUGCAAUUCUGCACCGGAGGUCCUAAUUAUGCCUGAUUACAAACUAACCAUGUAGAGGCAAUUAAAAUUAAGUAUGAUAUUUCAUGUAGAAAGAAAAAUUCUUAAAAGCCCUAUUAUACAUUCUAUUUAUUCUGUAAUGAGAUACAAAUUCACCAUCUUUUCUACUCUCUCAAUAUUUUUUUUUUCCUGGUUCAAAUGAGACUUCAAUUUAUUUAUUUGUUUUUUUUAAAUUGAAGCAAUAUUUGUUUACAAUGCUGUAUAUGAUUUAGAGGUACAGGUUCACAUCUUUUAGGUGUAUGUUACCGACCACACCCACCACCAAGGCACUCACAGUCCUCCACUGUUUCCAUAAGAACCAAGGAAAUACUUUUUAUUUUCACAUGACAGAGGGGGCUCAAGGUAGUUGCAUUUUAUCUAAUUUCAGCUAUCGCUAGAAGUUGUCAAUGUGGAAAUAAAUGAGGUUAUCUAAACCUGAACACUGAUCUGCCUAGUUCUAUGCAAUUUGAUAGUUUGCAUUAAAAUGUUUCUCAGAAAAAUCCUUAGUGAAGAACAAAACCAUCCAUUCAUUAUAGGAAGAUAAUGAUCUGGUAAUUUUAGAAAAUGUGGGUCUAACAUUUUCCUUUAUAAUUGAUGAUAAAGGAAAAAAGCUGCUGCCUAGAAAAUUCACUAAGUUGAGAGCUAUUUGUGCUUAACCUUGUCAUGUUCCAUGUAAUUUUUCUUUCAGCAACAUUUUUUGUUUAAUUAUGCUUUCUGUAAGCUCAUUUUAUUCUUUGUGUACAUUCUGGUGGGGGUGGGAGAGAUGACUAGAAAUGUGUUUUGAAGUACAGGGAGUUGCUGUUGGAAUUGUUGGAAUUCAACAUUCUUCUCAGAUAAUCCACAGUGUAGGAAGUUAACAAUAGUUAGUACUUUAAUCAGUUGAUCAUGGUUAUUAAAUAAUCAAAGAUUAUCCCAAGAAGUGCUUUCCAGAUUAAUUAUGCUGAAGAUAGGAUUUGAAAAUAGCUUCUUCUGAAAGCCAAUGUGCCUCAAAUUAUCCUAAAAUUUUGCUAAAAAAUACAUCCUGCACAACAGACUCUGACUUUUGAAGCAACUUUUAUAUGUAAUCAAACCAGAAACUUUGAUUCUAAGUCAAUUUCCUUUUAUGAAUUAAACUCAAGUCACAAACUACCAAAUAGUUUGAAUAAAAUUCAAUAGAUGACAUUGAUUUGACCAGUAAUGAACAAUUUUGGUGUUUUCUUUCUAGUGUGGAAUAUUUGAGAGAACAUGUGUCUCAGGGUAGGAUUUGUUUGAAUUUGUAGCUAUUAAUUACAACUUUAAAGGUAUAUAGCCUCAGGCAAUUCAGUUGAAUUCUUUGCACCUCUCUCUUCACAUCUAUAAAAUGGAGAUAAGCUCUUCUUUUGUGGUGUUAAUUUAAGGAGUGGACAAGGUAGAGUGAGACACUUGGCUUAAUAGUUCCUGGCACCUGAUUGAAUGGUGAAAAAGGUUAGUAGAUAAAAACAUCUUCUGUGAAAUUUUGAUAUUUUGUCAAAUUUAUCCCUCUUAUAGAUACAUACCCAAAGAAAAUGAAAUCAGUACCCGUAAGAGAUAGCUGCAGUCCCCUGCUUACUGCAACAAUAACCAAAUCCACAUACAGUGGAUUAUCGCUCAGCUUUAAAAAAGGAGACCUGCCAUUUGCAGCAACAUGGAUGAACUAAGGGCUUUACAUUAAAUACAGCCAGGCACAGAAAGGAAAAAUACUGCAUUUCGCCUAUAGGUAGCAUCAAAAAAAGACAAAUAGAAGCAAAUGGUGGUUACCAGAGAUGGGGAGGUGGGAGAAUUGGGGAGAUGUUAGCUAAAGGUUACAAGCUUUCAGUUAUAUGAUAAAUAGAGACUUACUGUACAGCUUAGUGACUAUAGUCAAUAAUACUGUACCGAAUACUAGAGCUCUGCCAGCUCUCAUCUCAUGCACAGAGUGACUGUGAGAUGCCAUGUUAAUUAGCUUGACUGUUGUAAUCAUUCAUUUUGUAUAUGGAUAUUGUACAUCAAAUCAUCAUACAUACACCUUAAAUAUAUGCAAUUCUUAUUAAAAUAUACACAAUGGUGUAUUUUUUUUACACAUGGUGUAAAAAAUAAAUCAGUGAGCCUUGGGUACCAUAUCAAAUCAUUCUGCAAAUUGAAUUUCUGUAGUUUUCUUAAAUUAAGGACACCUCUCUGUUCUAUUUUUAGUAAGUCUGACACCCCUUUAACAAUAGACAAUUCUUGGGACUCUUCUAACAAAUUAAAAACCAUUAAUUUGAACCCUAAAGUGUGUGAAUUUGGAUCAAUAAACAAAAUUUAAGCAAUUUGGUCAAUAAAUAAAAUGUAAGCAAUUAUUUCAUGCUAAUUGCUUAGAAGUGCAAAGUAGUGAUGCCCAUGUACAUAUCCGGUCAAAGAAAAAUCCAGGCUUCCCUUUUGCAAGGUUUGCAAGUGAAAGCAAAACCAAUUUGCUUCUAACCUAACUUUACUUUCAGCUUUUGGUCUUCAAUUGACUGAAAAGAUACCCAUCCCACAUAUAAAGACAUUGAUACAUGUACAUGUACACAUAUAUUUCUGCUUAAAAUACAAGCAUAUAAUUCUUUGUGCAUAAAGGAAGUUAAUAUUUAAACAGAUAUUUCUCUAAUCAUCACUUUACUGGGGCAGAAAAAUUGGUUUUUAAGACAUCAUCAUAGUUUCAGGUUUUCAAUAAUUAUUCUUAGUCAUUAUUGAUAAGAACUCCAAUUCAGCUAAAAUUUGACUAUUAGUCACACAGGUUUGCUUGUAAGUAUUCAAAAUAAAUGGCAACAUAUAAUGAUCGCAACUUUUUGUUUGUUUAAAAUAUAUAGUGCGCUAAGGAUUGUU
Messenger RNA from Talpa occidentalis (Iberian mole), 4137 nucleotides. RefSeq names its product potassium calcium-activated channel subfamily M regulatory beta subunit 3 (gene KCNMB3). Gene Ontology annotation, molecular function: potassium channel regulator activity; calcium-activated potassium channel activity. NCBI's taxonomy places the organism in Eukaryota, Metazoa, Chordata, Mammalia, Eulipotyphla, Talpidae. Gene Ontology annotation, cellular component: membrane; voltage-gated potassium channel complex. The coding region runs from base 540 to 1265 and encodes 241 amino acids. Gene Ontology annotation, biological process: detection of calcium ion; potassium ion transport. The record is from RefSeq and is a predicted model, not a curated record. The transcript is spliced from 7 exons.